Molecule: messenger RNA, 976 nt
Organism: Papaver somniferum (opium poppy)
Lineage: Eukaryota; Viridiplantae; Streptophyta; Magnoliopsida; Ranunculales; Papaveraceae
Product: ORM1-like protein 2
Exons: 3
Coding region: 161-634 (157 amino acids)
Biological process (GO): negative regulation of ceramide biosynthetic process; ceramide metabolic process; intracellular sphingolipid homeostasis
Cellular component (GO): endoplasmic reticulum membrane
Source: RefSeq, a predicted model, not a curated record
GAGAAAGAGAAAGCAGAGGUUCUUUCUUUUGAUUAGAUCUCUCAUCUCUUCCUUUUCCUUUUUUUUUUCUUUAUCUUUACUUUAAAUGGUGUAUUGAAUACAAACUCUUUCUAAAAGAAGAAAUCAAGAAGAAGAAGAUUAUAGGAGGAGAAGAAGAAGAAUGGGGAAAUUAUAUGUAGAAACAGUACCACCACCAGAUCUAAACAAGAACACAGAAUGGUUUAUGUAUCCAGGUGUAUGGACAACAUACAUCUUGAUUGUCUUCUUCGCAUGGCUUAUGGUUUUAUCUGUUUUUGGUUGUAAUCCUGGCAUGGCUUGGACUAUUGUGAAUCUCGCCCAUUUCGUGAUAACAUAUCAGUUCUUCCACUGGAAGAAGGGAACACCAUUUGCUGAAGAUCAAGGUAUCUAUAAUGGAUUGACUUGGUGGGAGCAGAUUGAUAAUGGCAAGCAGCUUACGCGUAAUAGAAAGUUUCUCACUUGUGUACCUGUCGUCUUGUAUUUGAUAGCAUCGCACACGACUGACUAUCAAAAUCCAAUGCUCUUCCUCAACACUUUGGCGGUGUUUGUGUUGGUUGUUGCCAAAUUCCCGAACAUGCACAAAGUCCGCAUCUUUGGAAUCAACGCAGAACAGUGAGAGACGGAGCACGUUGUAUAAGCAGUAAGCCCUACAGAUGCUUUUCGGUUUUAUAUCUGUAAAAGUCAUUUCGACCCGUUUUCCUUUUCCUUUUGUUCUUUCUCUAUGGUUAUAUAUCCCUUGUACAGAAGUCGGAACUGGAAAGGGAGCUUACGUUAUUCGUUAAUCAGGGUUCUUUUUUUCCCCCUUUCUUGGGACUGCAUUUGUUUUGUUUUUUCUUAAUCUUUUACAUGAUUAUGAUGUCAGAUAUAAAAUAGUUGUAUGAUAAAAAUGUUCCUUGUUAUUGUAAAAAGAAAAAGAAGGAUAUUAUGCUGUUAUAAUCACCAUCAUUAUACAUAGCGA